UUGUAACCAACAGUGCUUUGGAGAGAGUCGCGUCUGACGGCGGUCAAAUUUGUACCUUGGAAGACGACCUGAAUUUUUCGUCUUCAAAAUUAAGAAAAAAAAGACCCACAAAGAAUCCAGUUAUAUUCCUCAUCGUUCGUCGAAGGCUUCAGAAGCUCCCCACAACAAAACCGUAUCCGGAGUGAAAAAUGUGGCCGUUCAGUCGAUCCUGUCAAAGCAAAGCCAGACUCGUUGGAAGAACAAUUGUUAUAACGGGUGCCAAUACAGGAAUUGGUAAAGAAACUGCGCGGGAUUUGUACAGAAGGGGAGCCAGAGUGGUGUUGGCAUGCAGAGAUCUUGCCAAGGCGAACGCGGCAGCUGAAGAUUUGAAAAAAGUUCCACCAUCAAAGCCUGACAGAGAACAGUUUAUCGGAGAACCCGGUGAAGUCGUUGUCUGCAAAUUGGAUUUAAACAGCUUAGCUAGUGUUAAAGAAUGCGCUAAGCACAUAUCGACCACUGAAUCAGCUGUUCAUAUCCUGAUAAACAAUGCAGGGAUAAUGAUGUGCCCCAAAGGCACUACGGAAGAUGGAUUCGAGACGCAACUUGGAACUAAUCACCUCGGUCAUUUUCUCUUCACGAUGCUUCUCCUUCCGAAAAUAAUUCAAACACAAAAGGCAUCCGAAUUUUGUUGUAGAAUCGUGAAUGUCUCGUCCAUGGCUCACGAAGGGGGAGACAUACGCUUCGACGAUCUUAUGGGUGAAAAAUCGUACAACGCGAUCAGCGCCUACACUCAGAGCAAACUGGCGAACGUUCUGUUCACUCGGGAACUGGCACGCCGAUUAAAAGAUGAUAAUAUCGGUGGAAUAAAUGUCUAUUCGCUCCACCCUGGCGUGAUAAAAUCUGAACUGGGACGUCAUUUGAACGAAGGUCUUUUCCGAGGUGCCAGAUUCUUCUUCUCGAUAUUGUCUCCUUUUAUAAAAAAUGUGGAGCAAGGAGCACAGACGACGUUACAUUGCGCGGUUGAUGAAGGAGCUGCCAAGGAAACUGGACUUUACUACAGAGAGUGUUCGCCUACCAAACCGUCGUCGAAUGCGCAGGAUGAUGCAAAGGCCGCGAGACUUUGGGACGAAAGUGUAAAGCUCGUCGGUCUUCCAUCGAAUAAUUUAUCCGAAAUUGUUGAAAAAGUUUCGAAGGAAUAUCUCAAGUGAUUGGCGGGGAUAGGGGUGAAAAGCUUCGGCUGCUAUUGAAAUGUUGGAAGAUUGGAUAUGUACACAGUCUUGUCUUGAAAAAGAAAAAAAGUAAACUUCAUGGGACUUGAGUGGUAUUCAAGUUUCUAAAAAAAAACUCAGAAGUAAUUUAAUUUAAGAAUAAUUUAGACAAUCGUUAAGUUGGAAUUGUAAAAAAAAAUUUUGUACCGUAUAUUUUUCAAUCAUUUGUCAUUGUUCGAUAUAAUAAAAAAUUUCAUUGAUAUAUAUA
This is a messenger RNA of Athalia rosae (coleseed sawfly), 1455 nucleotides long. Its product is annotated as retinol dehydrogenase 12. The transcript has 7 exons. Bases 189 to 1187 code for a protein of 332 amino acids. Lineage: Eukaryota; Metazoa; Arthropoda; Insecta; Hymenoptera; Athaliidae. The record is from RefSeq and is a predicted model, not a curated record.